Messenger RNA from Betta splendens (Siamese fighting fish), 3982 nucleotides. RefSeq names its product leucine-rich repeats and immunoglobulin-like domains 3 (gene lrig3). Gene Ontology annotation, molecular function: protein binding. Lineage: Eukaryota; Metazoa; Chordata; Actinopteri; Anabantiformes; Osphronemidae. The transcript is spliced from 19 exons. Bases 308 to 3616 code for a protein of 1102 amino acids. The record is from RefSeq and is a predicted model, not a curated record.
CUGUGCGCUCACGCUGCGCUGUGGGGAUCCUGCACGGCACUAGUUACCUCCAACAGUAGCUGCGGGGCGCACGGCACAAAAGUUUCUCCACCGUAAUGGGCGAGUUUCAGAAGGACGUUCCCCUUUCACGCUUCACCCCCACGACCCCGGCGACGACGGGGGAGCGGAUGUAAGCGCCGACGCCGCUUCAGCUCCGCGCCGGCACGUUUGGGAUUUUGUCUGGCGACCGCUCCGGCUCCCGGGUCGGGACGCGCUCGAGCCGCGGACUCUCCGGAGGAAGCGUUCCGUCGCGCGGAGGGGAGGAAAAAUGAGCCCCGCUACGCGGCUCCGCACUUUUGCCAAGUUCGCCGUGGUGCUCGUGCUUUUCCUGCGGGUGCAGCGUGGAUGUGGCGCUAACGCACGGACGUGUCCCGCUCCCUGCGCGUGUUUCGGGGAUCUGGUGGACUGCAGUCGGCUGAGGAGAGGCCAGAUUCCCGACUCGAUCCCGGAUUGGACGGUUCAGCUGGACCUGAGCCACAACAAAUUGCAGGUGCUCAACAGCACUUUGUUUUCCAAACUACGACAUCUAAGCGAAGUGAAACUGAACCAUAAUGAACUGGACUCCAUUCCUGACUUGGGGGUUUAUGCUGCAAACAUCACGUCGCUCAAUCUGGCAAACAACCGCAUCGGCAGGGUCUCCGCGGAGCAGCUCGGGCCGUUCCGCGCCCUGGAGACGCUCGACCUCAGCGGCAACAACCUGGCGGAGGUGAGGGCCGACUCCUUCCCCGCGCUGCCCCUCAAACACCUGUUCCUCAACAGCAAUCGCAUCGCCUCGCUGGAGGCGGGCUGCUUCGCCAACCUGUCCGGCAGCCUGCAGACGCUGCGGCUCAACCGCAACCGCCUCCCCUCCAUCCCGUCCAAGAUCUUCCAGCUGCCCAACCUCCAGCAUCUGGAGCUGAGCAGGAACCGGGUCCGCAAGGUGGAGGGCCUGACGUUCCACGGCCUGCACGCCCUCCGCUCGCUGAGGAUGCAGAGGAACGGGCUGAGCCGCCUGAUGGACGGGGCCUUCUGGGGCCUCAGCAACAUGGAAGUGCUGCAGCUGGACUACAACAACCUGACGGACGUGACCAAGGGCUGGCUGUACGGCCUGCUGACUCUGCAGAAGCUCCACCUCGGCCACAACGCCAUCAGCAGGAUUCAACCUGACGCCUGGGAGUGCUGCCAGAAACUCAGCGAGCUCAACCUCUCCUCCAACCACCUGACCAGAUUGGAGGAAUCCAGCUUCGUGGGUCUCAGCCUCCUGGAUGAGCUGCACAUUGGAAACAACCGCAUUAGCUUCAUCGCCGACGGCGCUUUCCGUGGCCUCUCAAACGUGCACGUGCUGGAUCUCCAUAAUAACGAAAUCUCCUGGACCAUCGAAGACAUGAAUGGGCCCUUCUCUGCGCUAGACAAGCUGCAGAAACUAUUCCUGCAGGGGAACCGGAUCCGCUCCGUCACCAAGAAGUCUUUCUCCGGCCUGGAAGCGCUGCAGCACCUUGAUCUGACCAACAACGCCAUCAUGUCCAUCCAGGCGAACGCCUUCUCCCAGAUGAAGAACCUGCAGGAGCUGCGCCUGAACACCUCCAGCCUGCUGUGCGACUGCCAGCUGAAGUGGCUUCCCGUCUGGGUGGCGGAGCAAAGCUUCGCCGCCUGCGUCAGCGCCAGCUGCGCCCACCCGCAGCCGCUGAAGGGCCGCAGCGUGUUCGCCGUGGGCCAGGAGGAGUUCGUGUGCGAUGACUUUCCAAAGCUCCAGAUCACUGUGCAGCCGGAGACCCAGUCGGCUCUCAAGGGCUCCAACGUGACGUUCGUCUGCUCGGCGGCCAGCUCCAGCGACUCGCCCAUGACCUUCGCCUGGAAGAAGGACAACGAGGUCCUGAACGACGCCGAGAUCCACAACCAGGCCCACCUGCGGGUGCAGGGCGGAGCCGGGGGCGAGACGGAGGUGACGGAGUACACCACCACCCUGCAGCUCCGCCAUGUGGAGUUCUCCAGCGAGGGGAAAUACCAGUGUGUCAUCUCCAACCACUUUGGAUCGUCCUACUCCACCAAAGCUAGACUCACUGUCAACAUGCUGCCUUCCUUCACCAAGACGCCCAUGGACCUGAGCAUCCGCGCCGGCGCCACCGCCCGGCUGGAAUGCGCCGCCGUCGGGCACCCCUCCCCUCAAAUCGCCUGGCAGAAAGACGGCGGCACGGACUUCCCCGCCGCCCGGGAGCGGCGCAUGCACGUGAUGCCGGAGGACGACGUGUUCUUCAUAGCGGACGUGAAGAUCGAGGACAUCGGCGUCUACAGCUGCACGGCGCAAAACACAGCCGGGGCCAUUUCCGCCAACGCCACUCUGACGGUUUUAGAGACUCCCUCCUUCCUGCGGCCGCUCGUGGACCGCACCGUGACCAAAGGCGAGACCGCCGUGCUGCAGUGCAUCGCGGGGGGCAGCCCUCCCCCCAGGCUGAACUGGACCAAGGACGACGGCCCGCUGGUCGUGACCGAGCGCCACUUCUUCGCCGCCGCCAACCAGCUGCUCAUCAUCGUCGACGCCGCCGAGGCCGACGCCGGGUUGUACACGUGCGAGAUGUCCAACACGCUGGGCACCGAGAGGGGCCACGUUCGGCUGGGGGUCCUGUCCAACCCCAACUGCGACAGCGGCGCGCAGGGGAGCGGCGGGGCGGCCGGGCCCGGGCCGGUGGACGACGGGUGGACCACCGUGGGGAUCGUCGUGGUAGCGGUGGUGUGCUGCGUGGUGGGCACGUCGCUGGUGUGGGUGGUCAUCAUCUACCACACCCGCCGGCGCACCGAAGACUGCAGCAUCACCAACACAGACGAGACCAACCUGCCCGCUGACAUCCCCAGCUACCUGUCCUCCCAGGGAACGCUGGCCGACCGCCAGGACGGCUACAUCCCCUCCGAGAGCGGCAGCAGCCACCACUACAUGACGUCGUCCAUCAGUGGCUUCUACCUCCAGUCCAGAGACAUGAACGGUUUCUGUCAGUUGGACACCGGGAGUGAAGUGGACAUAGAGGCAGCCAUCGACCCUCUGCUCUGCCACUACCAAGGUCCCAUAGGCUCGCUGCUCCGCAGAGACAACAUUUACUCGCCCGACCCAUCAGAACUUUUCGCAGGUUGUGGCAGUGACCAAAGGCAGGUCUGCACUGACCCCUACGACAGCCUAACCAGCUCUAAGAGGAGGGACUGCUACCUGUCUGAGCAUUUUGACCUCUGCUCCCCCACGGUCCUCAUGCAGCUUCCUAGCUCUGGUCUCCAUCACAGCCCCUCGCACGAUCGCCGUCCGUCUAUGGAGGAGGUGGACAUGAACGACUACGGGAAAGCUCACGAGUCCAACCCGCCCUGCAGCAAUUUCAUGGGAACGUUCGGGAAAGCUUCCCGGAGGCCUCGGCAGCGGGACCUGCGCCCGGUCGGACCGGGCCCGCCGGCGGCGGCGCGCAGCGGCAUAACCCUCCACGAGAACCCCUACGCCGCGCCAGACGCCGAUUCGGGCGACGAGGAGAGCGUCCUCGACAAGGAACAGGGCGGCGGCGUUUACGAACAGCCGUUCGACAGCAGGACACGCCCCGUCCCACAGCGCCGGACCAGCACUUAGCCCGAGCUCCUGCUCGCUCUCGGUUUUCAUGAAGAGGACGACCAAAAAUGAAAACUUCUACCUCACUGAACGGAAACGUUUGCAAUAAGGACGCCUCGAUUACGCGAGUGAAUGUAAAGGACAAUUUCCACGCUUCUACAGGAAUGAAAGGGGGCGCAGGAACAGCUUCAGUUAAAUAAUACAGAUGGAAAUAUACGUUUUAUAUAAAGUUUAUUCUAUUUUGUAAAUUGUAUAUAAACAGAUGUCAUUAUUUUUGCUUACCUUUUACGUAUUGAGUGUUUCGCAGCCCUACGUACUUAGUUAUUCCAGCUUUGAACGAAGCGACGUUUUGCACAUAUGUGAACAAUAAAAUAAAAAAAAAACACU